Messenger RNA from Gadus chalcogrammus (walleye pollock), 2827 nucleotides. RefSeq names its product ring finger protein 170 (gene rnf170). The coding region runs from base 92 to 898 and encodes 268 amino acids. Gene Ontology annotation, molecular function: ubiquitin protein ligase activity. NCBI's taxonomy places the organism in Eukaryota, Metazoa, Chordata, Actinopteri, Gadiformes, Gadidae. The transcript is spliced from 7 exons. The record is from RefSeq and is a predicted model, not a curated record.
CGAAACAGCAUAUAAUGGUGACGUCAGGUUGGGGAUCCUGGCUUCGGACUAUACGGAAACUCAACAUAGACGUAGGAUAUGAGAUCGUGAUAUGGAGGACGGCCAAUGUGGGGGGGAUCUGGAAUACAUGAUCCAAGAUGAAGACACCCUUAUUGAGGGGGUCAGUAACCAGGUGCUUUUUGUGGUGGUGCUCAGUUUCGCUUUCCUUGGAGGCUUACUGACUUUACUCUGCAGGGAGGAACACCAGGACAUUCAUCCAGAGAACCAGGAGCACGUCCGAGCUGUUCGAGAACAGCUUCAGUCUGAGCAGGAUGAAAACCCUGCGGAAGCCAGGCAGCAGUAUUACACGGACAUGUCCUGCCCGGUUUGUCUGCAGCAGGCAGUGCUGCCCGUAGAGACCAACUGCGGACACCUCUUCUGUGGUCCCUGCAUCGUAGCCUACUGGAGGUAUGGAACUUGGCUGGGUGCUAUACACUGUCCCAUCUGCAGACAAAUGGUGACGCUGCUUUUCCCCCUGUUCCAGGAGCACGACUCCCCGCAGCGGGUCCAGGAUGGGGAAGCCGUGCCCCAGCUCAUCCACCGGGACAUCAACGACUACAACCGCAGGUUCUCAGGGCAGCCCCGAUCCCUGAUGGACCGCCUGCGAGACGUGCCCACGCUGCUGCGCCACGCCUUCAGGGAGCUCUUCUCCAUGGGAGGCCUCUUCUGGAUGUUCCGCAUCCGGAUCCUGCUGUGCCUGGUGGGCGCCCUCACCUACCUGGUGUCCCCGCUGGACUUCCUGCCCGAGGCCCUGUUCGGCCUGCUGGGCUUCAUGGACGACUUCCUAGUCAUCCUGCUCCUCUUCGUCUACAUCUCCAUCAUGUACAGGGAGGUGGUGACGCAAAGGCUCAACGGCUGAGCGGGGGGGGAUGGGGGAGACGUCCGGCGGGCGAUGAUCUCGACGUUACCCCGACACGGAAGGAGAACUACAAAUGAGACUGGAAGAAUCCCAGCGGAGGAUGAAUCUCUUGCGACUGGUUAUUGUUUUGUUUUGAGGGAUUGGAGUUUGAGGUUUAUUUUCCACAUCAGUAUGUACAAUCCAUGUACACAGAUGCCGCAAUACCUGGUGUUGUAACCUGGAUGUCUGUCUAAACAAUACUGCAUUGUAAUCCAUUUUUCCACACUGGUCAUUUCGAUACUUUUGUCAUCCAUUUUUUGACAGCAUGUUGGACAACAAGGCAAAUACUGAAUGAAACAUAUCGCAUCUGGCACAUUGUGUUUUGUAUGAAAAUGCAUUUAUUGCAAUAUAAACUAAUGUGAAUUAUUCUAAUUGUACUUAACUUGAAUUUGGCAUACUGGCAUCAUUCUGGUUUGAAUUUGCUAAUCUGAACAGGAUAUGUGUAGUGUGUUUGGUGCCUUGUUCAAACAUUUUUUUGAUGAACAGUCUUUAUCAGAAACAGUGAUAUUACACUGAAAUUAAAUAAGGCGGCUCUCUGUUGCUUUUUGGAAUGUAGGAGCAGAAUUAAAAACAAUUCAAAUGAUUCAGUAAAGUUAGUUUCAGUAAAAAGGUUGUGUGUUUUACCUUCACCCAGAUUAUCAAAAAAGGGGUAAAGAAACACAUGGGCUUGUUCCGUUUGGUAUCCUGAUGUUAGUGAAUUGGGGAGGGGGAAUCAUUAUUUGCAUGAUUAUUAUGCAUUUAUUAUGUUCAUUAUUAAACAAAUAAGGGAUUUCUUACCGAAAGUUUUUGCUGGCAACUGGUAGUACAUUGCAUUAAUUGAAUUGCAGCCGUUUAGUUUCUUCGUUUUAUAUGGAAAAUAAAAACUUGCGAUUGAUUGUAUUAUUAAAUAAUUUGUAACCUAACGGUCAGAAACUGGAAAAAAAUAAUAAUUAAGAAAUCAUACAAUCAAUUAUGAUUGUGUAAGACGUGACAUUUAUGAAUGAUGAGUGAUAAGUUUAUGAAGCCAAACUUGCGGUUGUUCAUUGGAACCUUCCUAGACAGCCGCCAUUGGAUGUUAUGGCUUACGUCACAGUGGGAUUUAUUGAUUGUAUGCGCGUGCAACAUACGAUUUUUCAUAUAGGCCUACUGGUGAUGUUGAUGUCAUACACAUUUCAUAAGAAUAAAUUAAUAAGGAUAAAUGUAUGGUGGCAAUGAUCGUUUGAAUCUCACAGAUGUAAGACUAUGAUUAUGUCAGAUCAGAUGUGUGAUCAGCGUAAGGUGUGUGCUUUAUGCAUGCUUUAUGUUGGCCCAUAGUGCACUUAGAAACUUUUACAUUCCUUUGUCACAGCUGACGAACCCACACACCCUGUUUUGACACGCAACAUAUUCAUGUCAUAAUAUCUAGUCUAAUUAAAACAUUAUCCUAGCUUCAUGGAAGAUAAACAAUUACAUGACAUGCUAUAUAACAAUGCGUUAUUGACUGAUUGAUUGAUUGUGUUCGGUUAUAAAGCUUCAUCAUAAGUGUAAUUUAUACUGGGGACAUUGAGGACAUGUCGCCAUAACUUUUUGUAAUGGCAGAUUAAGUCCUCAUCACUUUUUAACAGCAUAAUUGGUUAAACAUGAUCUGAGUAAUAGCCUGACGUUGUUAACCUUAUUCCUUCUGUUUCUAUUUUUUGCCUAUUUUAGAGCAGUGAUACAUUUUUAUAGCUGGGUUUUCAACAGAAGGCUAAAUGUGAUAUUGGCAUUGGAUUUGAUUCCAGCUGUGGAUGAGAUCUGCAUACAUGGACUAUUGUUACUGCGGUCGAGUAUUUUCGUACGGUUCUUGCCGUAAUGAUAUACCUGCCCUGACUUUGAAACAAGUCGUCUUCAAUCUUGUGAAAUAUACAACUAAUAACAUUAUUCAUUCGCAAU